Messenger RNA from Peronospora matthiolae, 570 nucleotides. The record is from the annotation of a GenBank genome assembly. NCBI's taxonomy places the organism in Eukaryota, Oomycota, Peronosporomycetes, Peronosporales, Peronosporaceae.
AUGCGAUGCGCGAGCAAGGCCGCCGAGAGCGCGUCUGAACGUCUCUGUGCGGACGCCGAAGCAGAAACAACAGCAACUGAUGUCUCAUCGGUUGCUGAAGCGACCCAGCCUGUGUCACUUGGUGAUGCAGGCGCUGGUCAUGAAGACACUCGUGUCUUCACAGAGUACGAGCUCGGUGUCUCAUACUCUCCUGAUACGGAUGACGGAUCCGUAUCGACGGCGGUUGAAUCCAAGCCGCCUGCCAAGCGUGGAAUGGACGAUGCUUUGCGUCGCAGCAUCUUUGGUUCAUCUGAUGAAUCAGAUGAACCAUCGCCGAAGCGAAGGCGCUCGAGUUCGCGAGACUCGGGCGCUAAUAGUGGUGUCGGUUCUCCUAUGGACACCACUUCACAGCGAGGUGACAGUACUUCUGUCGGCACGUCGCAGGAAGAGCGGGACCGCAAUGUCUUGCGUCUCGCUCCUGAGAAGAAGGCAUGGAUGCCUCCAAAAUCCGUCAUGGAUCACUUGUCGGCGACGACGAGUGAUCGUUAUCGAACACGGAUUGUUCGAUUCGUCAAGGAUCCAUCACUUUGA